Messenger RNA from Paralichthys olivaceus (Japanese flounder), 10990 nucleotides. RefSeq names its product creb3 regulatory factor (gene crebrf). Gene Ontology annotation, biological process: response to unfolded protein; regulation of transcription by RNA polymerase II. Lineage: Eukaryota; Metazoa; Chordata; Actinopteri; Pleuronectiformes; Paralichthyidae. The record is from RefSeq and is a predicted model, not a curated record. Gene Ontology annotation, cellular component: nucleus. Gene Ontology annotation, molecular function: DNA-binding transcription factor activity, RNA polymerase II-specific; RNA polymerase II transcription regulatory region sequence-specific DNA binding.
CAAAAAAUAAAUAAAAAAUGUUGGGCAGUGGGACCCCCUGCAGCCAGGCCCCGACACAACACCACUGCACGAACUAGACAUCGACUAAAGCCCAGCUCUCAGACAUGUUUUAUAAUCUCACAGUUUAUCGAGUCUGCUGAAAUGUUGUGUUUUCACCCCAACCCGGGGCGCUGCUGCCAUUGGCCCGGCCGCGCACCACGUGGUCGGGCAGUCACGCGCUUUCCAGGAACCCGUCAGGAAGAAGAAAAACAAAACAAACCCGAUAGAGCUGCGGCAGCGUGUGGACUCCAUUGAAAAGUGGGCCUUAUUAUCUCCGGCACGAGAGCCUACACGAGGUCCGACGCUAAGAGGGACGUCUGUGGGGGCGUUGUCGAGACCUAAAGCACAAAGAGAACCACAGCAGACCAGACCAGACCAGGUUGAGACAAGUAACUGACGUCUUCUCCCCCAUCCCCUUCCCCGCAGCCGUGCAGGCUGCAUCCACCAGCACUCUGUGAUUAUCGCCCUCAGCGGUAAUUUAUUGUGUUGAUCCGAUAACCUCACACCACUGGGACUGGACAGGAGGCCCAGAGGUUACCCCCGCUGGAGCUCUGAGCUGUGCCUGGCAAUGCCUCAGCCCAGCAUCAGUGGGAUGGAGCCUCCCUUUGCGGACGCAUUUCAGAACUACUCGUUUGCUGACCAGGCCCUGACCAGCACUGAUCUGCUCGCCACCAGCUCUGACCCAGAUUUCAUGUACGAAAUGGACAGAGACAUGACCCAUAGGCAGAGCCCCUGUGGGGACAGCAUGGUGGGGGUCGGAGAUGGUGGAAAAGAGGUGGAGGGCUGCGUUGAUCAGCUCAUGGGUUUGGCCGAGUGCGACACGGUCCACAGCAGCUCAGCGUUCGAACAGUGGGACUCUUACUGGGAAGACCUCACCAGAUACACACGGCUGGCCAGCUGUGACAUCUGGGGGACGAAAGAGGUGGAUUUCCUUGGAUUGGAUGACUUCUCCAGUCCCUACCAGGAUGAGGAAGUGAUUAGUCGAACCCCGACACUGGCUCAGCUCAACAGCGAAGAUUCACAGCCUGUGUGUGAGGCCCUCUACCCCCCUGCUGACCUGACCCUGCCUUCCCCUCUGCCUCAACCCUCCCAGUUUCCCUGUCACAGUAAGAGACCCCUGGUCCCCGGCCAAGUAUCUGGCCCGAGCUCCGGACGGCCCUCCAUAAGUUCUUCAUCCCGUCCGUCCCGCAGUCUUCUCCCAGACUACCCUGAAAGUUCCCAAAAAGCCACCCGACCUGUCCCCACCAGCACUGAGACUAUGGCUAAGACCCAGAACCAGCUCAGUCUCACCCAGAACCUCGGCCAUGCUGAAAGCAAGACCCAGGGAAGAGGAACCAAGAUGGUAGCCCCAAUUUCCCAUUGCUUUGACUUUGUGCGGAAGGCUAAAGUCCGUGUUAGCGCGGUGCAUAAGGCUCAGCCCAACCUGCCCUCCCAGACUGAUUUUGAUAGGUCAGAUGUGCCUCUACCUCUCUCCCAGCCCCAAGAGGAAAAAGCUUCCACCUCAGCUAGUGCCGCCUCAGUGGGACGUCCUGAUUCAACAGUCAGUGCCUCCAGCAGCCUGACAAGCUUUGAGAAGAGGGCAGAGGGGACAGGGAGGAGAGAGAUGCCUAUAGAUUGGUCUUCCACUGUGCCUCAACUCGUGGAGACGAGUCAGGCCCUGGAGGGUGCCCCCUCUGGCCUGGUGAGCAGUGGCGACAGUGUGGCAGGUGCUAGCGGUGGCGUUCUUGUUGUAGAGGGGACAGAGAAGAGCAAGGAGGAGGAACACAACUACUCCCUGUUCCUGACCCGCAGCAGACUGGCCGGCAGAGCCCCCUCCCAGCUGGAGGAGGACGAGGAAGACGAGGAUGAGGAAGAAGCGGAUGAGGAGGAGGAAGGCGAUGGGCUGGAGCUAGAUGACGAAGACCAUGAUGAGGGUUUUGGCAGCGAGCAUGAGCUUUCUGAGAAUGAAGAGGAGGAGGAGGAGGAGGAAGAGGAGGAGGAGGAGGAUGAAGAUUAUGAAGCAGACAAGGAUGAUGACAUGAGUGACGCCUUCUCCGAGCCAGGUUGUGACAUGGAGCUGAUGGAUGACAUUAAGGGCCUGACAGCAGGAGUCUCCAGGAAGAGAGGCAAGCGCCGCUACUUCUGGGAGUACAGCGAACAGCUCACCCCCUCGAAACAGGAACGCAUGCUUAAGCCGUCUGAGUGGGACAGACACACGCUGCCUAGCAACCUGUACCAGAAGAACGGGCCUCUCCAUGGAAAGUACAUGCUGAAGAAGUCACGUCGUACGGAUGUGGAAGACCUGACGCCCAAUCCACGUAAGUUGCUGCAGAUCGGCACCGAGCUCCGCAAACUGAACAAGGUGAUCAGCGACUUGACGCCUGUGAGCGAACUGCCACCGACUGCACGACCCCGGUCCCGCAAGGAGAAGAACAAGCUGGCAUCCAGAGCUUGUCGUCUUAAAAAGAAAGCCCAGUAUGAAGCAAACAAGGUGAAGCUCUGGGGACUCAGCACAGAAUAUGAUCGGCUGCUCUUCGUGAUCAAUACCAUCAAGGAGGAGAUAGUGGUGCGAGUUGAGGACUCUUCUCCUCGUGCAACCAACAUGACUGACACCCUGGAGCGGCUCAUCCAGGAGACACUUGUGGCAUCACCUGUUGCUGGGCAGACGUCAGACUUUGUCAACAAAAUCUUGGAGAACACAGGACACGGCGAUCCCACGGGCGGACUGGUCGGCCUGCGAGUUCCCACCUCCAAAAUCUAGACAAACCACCGUCCACUGAGAGGAGUGGACUAAAUAUUACCACCGUGUUGUCCCAUUGUAACUAUGCUCCCCUCUGCAUGCCCCUCCAACCCUGCGCACAUACACAUUGUUAGUCACACAAACACACAUACUACUCCCUGUGUGUGUAUGUAUGUGUGCUUGUUUAAAGCCAUGCACCUGUGUGGCGUACACCGUAGCUUUCUGUCUCUGCAUACUGCAUGCAGAGUCACUCAACGUCUCCCAACCCACUAUGAGCGUCUGUUGGGAAACGCACCUCUAAAAGCAAAUGAUGGUUUGGUGUAUAGCUAACAGCACGUCCUAAAUCCAGUGGUGAUUAUUAGAUGUGUUUUACAUAGCAUUGUGUUGGGGUGGUUCUGUUGGAGGUCUGCUUCCAAGGCUGAGACAGACAGUCACACGAGUGAAACUACUGGAAUACUUUCCCACAGUCUGUUUGAGAUUGUUAUGAUGGAGGAAGAACUGUUGAGCGUUAGACACCAUCAAAGAUCGAAAAGAUUCCAGGUAUCUUUUCCGAGAAGAGCUUUGCUUCACAUGGCAACAAAAAUUAACUGUGUGAUGCGAACUCGACCCACUGAGUUAAAGCACUUUGAAGAAAAUGGCUUUGGUUGCCAAGACAGCUGCAGAGAAAGAAAAGCAGCAUGCUUGUUACAGGGUGGCAAGACAUAUUUUGUAUUGAAGGCCUCAAUAUGUUCAUGCCGUCCCCUGUUUGCCAAUCAGCUCAUUGAAAUUGAUGCUCCAAACAAAAGUUGAAACUUACGAAUUUAGUGACAUCCUGCCGAGGUGGAGUUUUUUGGAGGCAGGAGGAAGCUUAACAGCUCUUUAUCUGAAAAGGAGGUGGUUGACCACGUGGAGAGGAAGCGCAUGUAGUUUGGUGCUUUUUGGCCUUGUGCUAGUUAUAACUGGACUUGGUGAAACAGAAGUGUUUUGCCAGUAUGGGAGUUGACUGCGAGGAAGAUCAUGGUGGUGAUGAAGAAGACAUGAACAGUGAUCCAUCUCCUCUAAGAGUCAUACACACGUGUACAUAGAAGUGUCUCCCAGUGAAAAAUGGCACCGGCUCCACUUUUUGUACAGUAGAGAUGACCAGGCUAACAGUUUGGUGUGUUCAUACUAGUGUUUGAUCAAAGUUCUAUUCAUUGUGCCUUGUUUAUGUAUGUGUGUGUGUUUCUGUAAGUCUGAGUGCGUAUAUGAAUGGGACUGAACGAGAAGAGGCGAUAGCUCAGAACUCCCAGAGGUCCAGUUAAGGAGAGGACUACUUUACACUGAGGGAGGAUGUCAGUGAAUGUGACGAGGGGGACACCUGUGGGGUUUUUGGUGUAUUUCAGUUGUUUAAAGAUAUUCUGAAUGUACAUAAAACAAAUGGAAGCUCUCGUUGCGUGAUGCCACAGAGUCUGUGUAUAUAAGGAGGGCUCUGCAAUAGAUUACUUAUGGUUUUUGGUACUUAAUCUUUUUUUGGGGGGAGGGUCAGGGGGAGGGUUACCUGAUAUUAUUCAUUUAGAGUUACAAAAGAUAUUUGCACACUAUAUUUUGAUUGUUUUUUGUACCAAAGACACAUGCAACGAAACGGCGACCAGCCUGUUAAAGUAAGGUUUUGCACAGCUUACCUGACGCCGUAUUGAAUGUAAGAAAUGUUGGAGGGUCAGGGAACUUCAUAGAACUGUGAAAUUAGCUUGGGUCCAAUUCUGUACAGAAAAGGAACAUUCAUUUUUUUUUUCCUAACAUUUUACCCCAUCUGUGGGCUUCUCCAGAAAAAUUUGUUGCCUAAGCACUUCAUUCCUGAACGGAUUCCUCUCUCCACGUGCUAAUUGUGUUAAUGGCUCUACCUAUGACAAGAACCAAGAGCACUAGUAGAUAAGCUAUGUUACAUUUUAUGCUUGUUUGUCAAAAUGUCACCAACAAUAACCAAAAUGUUAUGUUUCUUUGUUACUUGUUCAAAAAUCUGUAUGUAGACAAGGUCUAGUUCAUAUACAAAAUAAUAACUGAAUUGUGUUUUGAAGUACUGUAAAACAUCAAUGAUAUAUCUAUCAAAGGUGAGAUGCCACUUUUCAUGACAAAAGAUUUAAUUUCUAAGCAUGAAACAUUUCUAUAGCCCAUCCUUGCAUUAGAAACUUAGACAAAAAACUGAAAAAAAAAAAAAAAAGGUUCUUGUUAAAUUUUUGUAUUUUUAGCUGCCUGCUAGCUUUCCUGACAGUGGGGAACUUGUUGUUUUGUCAGAUUCUCCAAGUGGAGAGAGGGAGAUGUGGAAUACAGACAAUUAGGAUUGGAUUAAUUUAAAACACAACGCGGAAAGCAAUGGUCUAGUUUAAAGUCUGGUCUAUUAAGAGAAUGAGGACAGGCUGUCUUUAGCAUGGACAGGGACACGUCCAGGAAACUCAGUGGACAGCAGUGUGGAGACGGGAGAGCAGUGUUGUCAUAGAUGCUAUAACGUAGACUGUAUAUAUAGAUGGACAACAUCUAUACUCCCUCCUUCUGUACAAAAAUGAAGCCGAAAUACCCCGGAUAUGGUUGCUGCCAUCUUUUGACAUCCUGUAUCAAGGUUCCAUUGAUACAUACUCUCAACCAAUCAACCAGUCAGUCUCAGCUGUCAACCAAUGAUAUUUCACAGCUUGUUGUGACCAUAUAUGUGAUCAUAUAACUAAUCAAAACCAAACUUACUCGAAAACUACCUAAAAUGAUCGAAAUUUAUUUAACAUGUCCAUUUUAGUAAGGUCCAUUUCCCAUCCACUAACAUGGUGGAGGCAGGGUUAAUGACCUGUACUGCAGCCAGCCACCAAGGGGCGAUCAAGAUGAUUUGGCUUCACUUUUGGGGAGCCGUCAUGAGGUCCAUCAUUAUGUACAUUCUCCCUGUUGUAAGAACAACAAAGCCAUUUCUGUCCCAGAUUCAUCUGGAUUCAACACUGAGCGUUGUUUUUUAGAUUUUCACACGUAUUCCCUCUUUAACCGUGAAGCUGGUUGAAUUUAGCAUCUUCCUGGUUGUGACAUUUCUUCCUCUGAGGUUGAACUGCUCAGUUUUUAUAUCUGCCUGGCCCCGCCUUCAGUUCCUAGCAUAUAUUUGCUCAUCAAAAGUUUCAGGCCAAAAAUAGGCAGCCUGUCCCAACCUUUAACAAUGCAUGAUGCCUGUGUAAUGCUUCCCUCCCCACUGCCUGCUCCGAGGAAACUCCUGCCAUUUCCAGAAAGUUCAAUAUUCAACCAGAGUUCAGUAGGUUUGUGGGCAAAUGUCACAAAAAAUAAGUGCUUGAUAAAUUCAGGUUAGUGUGAAGAGAAUUCUCCUUCACAUAUUGAUGAUGGCGAUGCAGAGCUGUGGUCUUUCUGUACCAUGUGAGUGAUUAACAGGUAGUGCUACACACACAUAUCUCUCUCUCUCUCUCUCUAUAUAUAUAUAUAUCUAUAUAUAUUUUUACUGUUUUCCAUUUUGUCUAAAAAGGGAGAAAUGGUGCUUUUUCUGAAACUUGAGAGACGAGUAUCCAUGAUUCUUAUUUGACUUCUUAGUCUAGUUGUAGCCUAAUGACUUGCUCUCCCCUGCCGUCCAUAGCUAUUUUCUUAGUAGUGAUUCAUUUUUGUAAAUAGACUAUAAGUUAAUAUGUAUCUUAUAAAUGUUAGAUAUAUGUAUAGAAUACUAUAUCUUAUAUGUUUGAAAACAAAAGCACUUUGUCCAAAAAAAAAACAAAAAAAAACAAAAAGAAAAGCAUUUUUUUCUUCCAUUUGCUGCUAAAAGGCCUGGUGUGAAUGCUGCAAGUGUACUUGCUAGGAUAGGUCUAUCACCUGAAUUGGCUAGGUCUAUGUACUAGCAAGAGAAAGGUGUGGGGGUGUGGCCUGACGAGGGUUAGAUCCAAAUGUUUCUGGAGCCGUGUAAUGAUAUGAGAUAUCGCGUGAGAGCGUAUCAUUGCUUGGCUUUGAGAAGCCCAGUGUGUUGAUAGGAUUGAUCUACUUCCUGGUCAGGAGGGACUGUGUGGAUUGUGUGUUUGUGGUCUUAAAAAAAAGAGGGUUUUGAUUCCAGGGCCCCUACGUUGAUCCUGAUGCUGACCCCCUUGGCGUCAUGAUUCAUUUGCCUUCAGUAGAGGUUUCCUAUGGAAAAACUGAUUCUGCUUUGGCUUCCUCUUCAGGGUGAUGUACAGUGUAGACACAUUUCUCCAGAGAGCUAUAUUGUUAUCAUUUGUAAACUGAUUUCUACUUGUGACUUAAUGAGGAGGGGUUGAGCCUGGGGCGGCCAGGAAGACCUCGUUUGAAAGUCGUUGUUCCUGGCUGCCUCUGGGGAAGUUACUAUAUCACUGUACUGUAUGGCAAGCCAAUUACAAAUGAAGACUCAAUCCGGACACUUAUUGCCUUCUUAAAUAACUUCAGAGACACACAAAUACAAACAAUAACACAGCAGACAUGUCACUAACGGAGGGAUGAGCCUGACGUUUAUGACAUUGUUCUGCUAAUAUACGGUCAACAACAACAACAACAACAACCAUUCAGCCUGAUUGGCUCAAAACAACUUUGAUUGAAGUAGCAGACAUGGUGAAAUAUACCUGAAAAAACUACUCGUGCUUUGUUGCGUCCUUUUGGGACAAUGUUCCGAGGCAUUUUCUCAGCCGUAAUUUUGCCCGAGUGUGGAAGGGGGUCAACAGUGGUUAAAAGGCCGCUAGUUGACGGCCGGCUGGCCAGAGCGGCGCACGUGUUUUGUUGUCGAUUACAAGACUGGUUCAAGCGAGAGUCCUCACAGGUUUUUACAUUUAACGUGAUGGCGCAAGCUGUGCAACUUUACAUUCAAACCAGGAGACUCUGUGGCAUUUUAACAGUCAAGGAAAGGAGUGAAAAAAAAAUCCACGCCAGUAAAAUUAUUCCUUCUUCUUUUGAUUUCAGUCAAAUAUUAAGCUAAUUGAGUGUGUAACUUUGUGCUACUCUUGUCCAAUAAAAGCUAAGUGGAUCCAUAAAGCUCUUCUUCAGCAAAUCAGGGUAAUACCGUUCUUCUAUCUGACAUACUGUAAGUGAUGACAUAUAAAAAUUGAAAGAAAAUAUAUUUAUAUUCCAAUUAUUGUCGCCAUUCUUUACUCUGUACAAAAUAUUGUAGGUGUGUGUGUGUUAUGACUUAUCAAUGUCAAUCAAUAUGGUGCAAUGAUCUUGACACAAACUGAAAAAAAGGCCAACAGACUUGUCACAAGAAUUCACGUUCUCAAAUCAAAACACAACCUGUGACAUUUUUCUCUCACAAAGGAUCAGACUCUUGAUCUCCAGAUGUGAUCCAGCUGUGGUUUGUCAUGUGGUGCUGAUUGUUUCUUUUUUGUCAAAGAAAUAAUCCAAGAACGAAAUUGGCAUCUGUGUCUGAUUCCACUUCACAUUGUCCAUCUGAUUAUUGUCCAAUAACUGUCAUCAGAGCAGAUUGAUUCUGUCGAUUGAUGGCGUGAUUUCCCUGUUGGACCAAUCAGAAGAAGAUUCCCUCUGAUUCUUGCUCUAAACCACAACAGACUGAUGAUUUCUGUAUUAUUGACUUGUGUGAUCGUUGUUGUAAAACAUACCAUUAUCUCUUGUAAAAGCCAGACUCCUGGAUUUAACAUCACUGCACAGAAAGGAUGGAGGAUUGACCAAGACACAAGAUUUUAAAAAUAACCACAUAAGAUAACUAUCAUUAGUGUCAUUUGAUUCAACUUUCAAGAAUGAUCACCAUCGGAAAUAUUUGGUAACACUUAGUUUUACAUAUAUGAGGUAAACUGGAAGUGUGUUAAGUUAAACAGCUUAAUAAUUAAUUAGAAGCUGCUCCAAUCAAAAUUUCUGUAUUAAAAACUGAAUACAUUUACUAAAUGUAAUGUGCUUUACAGAGCAUUCAAGCUCCUUUGGUUUGAUUUUAUUGCAGCAACUUCAAGGGCUUCAGGCUCGUGUCUAGUCACUGCCCUAAAAAACAUUUCGGAGCACUUAGCUGUAUGUUGGACUUGCAUUCAUCAGGUUGUUAGAAACACAACUCCAAAGGAAAGAUAAUGUUUGCUGGUGACGUUUACCAGAAAAAACCUGACGACAUGAUGAUAUUUACUGGAGCAUCUCUUUCUGAAUAACUGCUCCCAAACUACAUUCAAAUUCUGCAUCUGUGAAAUCAGUUAUACAACAUAUCAACCUCCCGCUGGCUGUGAUUUAAGAUCCCAGAGUCAGGCUUUGAGGGUUUUUUUUUUUUCUUCCAAGGCAUUUCAACUGUGUUGUAUCUUGUUCAAACCCUCGUUGCUUGUAAAAACACCUCAUCUCCAGAGGCCGCGCCCUGACGAGCCUCUGUGUAGAUUCGAUGCAUACAGAAAUGUAAGAUGCAUUUAGAGUUAUGUCGUUAGCAUGAUGAUUACCUGCAUAGAACUGAGAGAAUCAGGUGACGUCUGGAGUUCUUGCAGAUUGAAAAAUAACAUGGCCAAUCGCCAAAAAACAUCAUAUUCAUUGUCACGAGGUUGUUGCAUGACUUUUUGGGCUCACUGUACUCUCAGUUGAAUGAUUGAUUUCAAACUUGCUGCUAUUGAAUGAGCACAAAGAGAUUUUCUGUUUAGAUUGUCCGCGACACAAUUACAGUUUGUAACUACCACACACUCACCCCUGUUUUUUUUUCCCCCAUUGAGUUUGAUGUGACAGUCAACAGACCAACAGCGUCCCUCACCUUGCACUUGGUUUUUACAUUAACAAGAGAAAAAAAUAUUUUGAAUAUGAUGCCUGACGAACCAGGUGCCUUAAUCAAAUAUAUGAGAACACAAAUCUGCACCUUCUGUCCGUCUGGAGGGGGUUUCCCUGCAGAAACAAAGGGGCUGGGUUUCCCAAAACCGAAACUUGAAGACAAGAAUAAAAAAAACGAAAACCUCACUUUAUCCCCAAAUUUGUAUAAUACUCAGCCUUUAACUGCAGAUGGGAGCUAUUGCCUGCAUAAAACUAACCCUGCAAACACGUUCCCUUUUUGUAACUGAAGAAGAGCGCAAACGACAACGUGUAAAAGUAAAUUUGUGUUGUUUUGGGAAACCUGGUUCUGUUUUUGAACUCUUUCUCUGCCCACUACGCCACGUUCUUGUGUUUUCUGUAUUGGCUGCUGCUGCUAUCACCGCUGGUGUGUGUCCGUGUAGAGAAGAGCAAACUUCCACUGUGUCUGAGGCAGAGGGAGAUUUGGGCCUGAUUUUUAACUGGUCAAUUACAAUGCAUUGUUCUUCUUGGGUGUCGAGGCGGAGCACUGUGCUGCUGCCUCUUGAGACCUUAUCGAGAGGGGGGGUAAAAAAACAAAACAAACGAACACACAUGACAGAACUUUCCGUUUCUUAACUUUGCUAUAUUGAAGUGCCAGACCCUCCUUGAAGUCAGUGUUGGCACUGAGUCGCAGGAUGCGAAUAAAGCGACAAACUGAGCAUGGAGGUAAACUGUGGUGCUAAUCUGUCAGUGGCUGGGUGCUAACAUGGCUGGGUUAAAAAGCUGUAUUAGCCAUAUUAUUCCUUCUGUUGUUGACUCUGGUGUUUCUGACUGCUGCACUGCUGUACGCUGUCAUAGCGAGGUAUACUCUGCUGCUGCUUUGCUGUUAAUGUAGACUAGUCUUCUUGUUGUCGGGAUCCAGAAAGAUCAUGAAUGUUGUAUCUUUAUAUAUGGCCGCUGUCCUGCUCGUUUGUUUAAACCUUUUGUUAUUGAAUAGAGAUUUUGGUUUGAUAUACAUGCUCUGAGUCUGUCAAAUGUUGCACGUUUGAAUUUGUAUUCCUAAAUUAUAUUUUAUUGCCUUUUCCCCGUGAUCCCAGUGUUGAUGCCAUUUGUUUGAUAUUUAUUUGUUUAGUCCUGUAAAUUAUAGUGAGGACACCGUUUUGUUUGAACUAACCUUUAUAGCUUUUCCAUGAGUCACAGACUUUACAUGAGACUCUCAUAUCACAGUCACAGUGAAACAUAAUAUUAAAUUCUGACAAUAAUAACUGCUAAAUUAUUUUUUAACAUUAAAAUGUUAUCAGAUUUACUCACAGGACAUCUGUAAUAUUACCUUUAACCAGUGAUUUGAAUCACUUAAUUUACAUUGAUUUUAAUUUGUAAAUUCGUAAGAAAAUCAAACAAAAAUGAAAUUUUUUAAUACAUUGUUGUGAGUUUUUUUGCAUGAGAAGAUUGAUUUGCUACAGCCAACUGCUAGUUAACAUGACUUAACUUAGCUUAACUUGGUUUAACUUAGUUAAAAUUAACAAGGGGAAUUUGUUAACAGGGUACAAAAUAAAAGUCAUCACAGGGUUUAUG